Messenger RNA from Protopolystoma xenopodis, 786 nucleotides. The record is from the annotation of a GenBank genome assembly. Lineage: Eukaryota; Metazoa; Platyhelminthes; Monogenea; Polystomatidea; Polystomatidae.
AUGCCUUCACUUUAUAAUCUCGAUGCUGAUGGUUUGUACUCGCGCCAUUUCAGUGAAUCACUUGUCGGUAGAUUAGAUGCACCUAAUGUUCCUCUUAUACCUACUUCCGACGAUCGAGAUGUUGCUACAAUUCAAAUAAACUCUGGCUCUGAUGCGCCAGCGUCUGGAUUCGCAUCUCUCUUGGCAUCUGCUCGUCUCCUACAACAAGAGACAAUUAUGGAUGUCUGCUCCUCCAAUCUUAUGGCUGAUCGAACUCGGGACCGUGCAUCUUCUGAGGGUGCCGGUUGCACCGAUACCUUGCCUGAAUUGAGAAACUCAAAUGAGACUAUGAUUGGCCUCAGUGUCACACAGCUGGCACCAGAUGAUGGGGACGAUGGUGAUGAUGACGAUGAUGAUACUGCUCGUCUAGCUAGCUCUAAUCCAGUUGAUAUAUGCUCCAGAACUCGAGAAGAUACUGGGCGAACUAGAACAAAGUCGGCCAGUGAUGACAACAUCAAUACAUUACAACGACAUCAUCGUCGAAAUCGUAGGAAUAGUAGGCGCCGUCGAUAUCGUCGAUCUAGAGAGCAGGAAUUGUCUUCUGGCUCUCGUCGGGCGAGUACCUUAACAGCAAGUGCUAUCACUCUUGAUGGAGGUGAUGUCUCGGAGCAAGAACAAAAUAGGCCGAUUUUAGAUGACUAUUUGGACGACGUGAAUCAACUUGGACCGCGAACGUAUGAUAACGAAGAUGAUGAUGAGGGUGAGGACCUUGUUGGUAUCGGCGAGGAUGGAGACGAGGAUGAUUAA